AACGAGUACUGUGAAUCUGGUGAACGUUUCACAGGGGAACGUAGUUACUUCAGCAUGAAAAUGUUCGCUAUUUGUAACACUCAAGCUCUUGAGUGUUACUUACAUACCCUCCCGAAAGAAAGCAAGCACUGAACACCUGAUAGCUCGCUAGAACUGAUGAGCGGAUUCCUGCAGAGUUUUGCGAAGGCCGUUUCGUGAACCCAGAGAUGGCUGACAAAGUGAAAAUGUUGGGCUUACUUUUUGACAACGACCAAGGGAGCGGGUACAGCCCCGGGGAGGUCGUGUCGGGGCAUGUUUUGAUCGACCUUUCAACGCCUACCAUAAUCAGAGCCAUCCGACUGUUAGCUACAGGAUGUUGUCGAGUUGGCUGGAUUGAGGGAUCACGAAGUCAGCCUGCAUGUGCUCUUAACAUCGUCCCAUCCCCGUUUUUAUCCCGUUGUUGUGAAGAAAGGGAAUAUCUCUGUCUGUCAAAAACGCUCCUAGAAGCAACAGGUAAUGAAGGCCUCAGCCUUGAAGUAGGGCGCCAUGAAAUACCCUUUGAAUUGGAACUGCCUCAAAGACCCCUUGUUCCUUCGUUCACUGGAAAGCAUGGCGGUGUUUGCUAUUCGGUGAAGGCUGUUCUGCAGAGACCACUCCAUCAUGACCAACAUGUUUGCAGAGAACUGCUUAUCAUCAGCCAUGUUGAUGUCAACUCUCCAGAACUGGUGUGCCCUGUGGCAGAAAGUAAUGAGAAGAUGAUUGGCUGCUGGAUCUUUGCCUCAGGUCCCGUCUCCCUGAAUGUCAAUAUUGAGCGAAAAGGAUACAGCAAAGGAGAGUCCAUUCCAAUCCAUGCAGAAAUCGAGAACUGCUCCUCUCGACUGGUCAUGCCUAAAGCAGUUAUUUACCAGAUCCAGACCUACAAAGCCAGAGGAAAAACUAUAAGAUACAAGCAUGUGGUUGCCAGUGUGAGAGGUAAUCACAUCCCGUCAGGCUGCGCUAUCACAUGGAAUGGAAAAACACUGAAGAUACCAUCGGUCUCUCCGUCCAUCCUUAAUUCCGACAUUCUGAGAGUGGAAUACUCCCUAGCUGUUAUAGUUCAGAUACCAGGUGCCAAGAAACUGAAGGUGGAGCUUCCUGUUGUGAUUGGCACUACUUCCUACAGUGGCUUUGGCAGUCGCAGUCUUCACGUGAUCAGUGGGUUCAGCGCAGGCUGGCUCCCCUUCACCCUCCCAGACACACCUGAAGCGCCUCCCAACUAUGCAGAUGUUGUGUCAGAAGAGGAAUUUGACCAGCACCAUCCAACCUUCUCACCUUCCCAGCAGUCAGAUGAGCUGGAGAGGCAGCUGAGUAGCCAGGUCUUCGCUUACAUUCAGCAAUUCCAUCUCCAACCACCUCCACUAUACUCAGAGGUUGACCCAAACCCAGUGCAACAACAGUCAGUAUUUUGUCUCUGAAGGCUGUAACUAACAUGGAUACGCGAUAUUCUACAUAUCUUUCUUUCCAUUUGGAGGAGACCAAAGUAAAAACAGCCUGAGCCUCAGUUGCACAAUAACAAAUGAUUGUGGUGCACAGCAGUUAGGAUCCCUUCAGGUGUCAUAAAGAUGUGAUGUUUUGAGCAAGCACUUGUUUAGAUAGUGGAAACUAAGGCUACGUUUACACAGCAGGUAAAUGUGGCCCAAAUCCGAUCUUUUUCCUCAAAUGUGUCAUCUGUGUGGCAGUCUGAACAGCAAAAAAAUGCAUUGAAUCUGACAUUUUCAAUUCCGAUUUGAGACGCUUUCAUAUAUGGUACUGAAUUCCGAUCUGAUCUGCGGCAAUGUGACUCGGUCUGAACAGCCAGAUCAGAAUUCAUGCGACCUUUACGUCAGUCCAACUCCACAUUCGUUAUUUUGGGCUGCUGAGACUCAUAAACAUUUAGGCUGAUGUUUCUGUACCAUAAAAAUAGAGGAGACUAAUCGCAACCACUCCAUGUUUGAAGAGAUGUUUUGAGUGAAAGAGACCAAGGCUGCAGCAUCAAAGAAUAGUUUAAAGAAUCCAAGGACAGGAACCAAAGUAGUGGCCCUGGCCGGAUAACUUGGAACACAUUGGGGGUGAUGAGCCCAACUGUCAUCAUGAUUGUUUAAGUCUGAAUGAGCCACAUGAAGCGUUGUUAUUUUGCGCAUCCGGGUGUGUUUGGGAGCAUGAUCUGUUCAGACUGAUGUCGCAUUUAAAAGAUAAUGUGAACAGCUAAACAAAAAAAAUGGAUUUGGUGAGAAAAUUAGAUUUGGGCCACUUUUGCCUGCUGUGUAUAUGUAGCCUAAGAUAAUGUGAAAACCUAAUCUAAAGUGCUGUUAGAGUUUAGGAUUAGUAAUUGUGUAAGUACUGUUCAUGUGUUUCUAGCAGCUAUAGCCAACUGUAGCAGCUGAGAAGAUCACUGCAGACAUACACAUGUACAAACAAAAGUAUAGGUUACUGUUUACAUUUUGAAUUGUUCCAGAGCACAGUGGCUCAAUUUCCAUCAUUGUCAAAGAACAGUGGCACUUUCCAUACUCUUCUUGUUUGUUUUUAGUUUGUUUUCUUUGUAUACUUGUUGUGUUCAGUUGACAGUGUAAACUGUUCAACAGUGCUGCUCUUUAGAUCAUUUGUGUGGAAGCAUAGAAGCACUAAAUCAUGAAGCACUUUACAGAUGUAAAUUGGCUUUUACUUGCUUUCACCAACUCACCCAUUUUGCCAUUCGCUUUUAGCUCGUCUUUUCCACAGUCCACUGUUAGCAUUUUCUGAUGAUGUCUUUCAGCUGAAAUGCCUUGUUGAUGUUAUCUCAGAAACUGGAAAUAUGAACUUAGAAGGUUGUUUUUUGGUCAAGCUGGUAACUAUUAUUGUCAAUAUGUACCACAAUUCUCAGGUUUACUGGAAUGUAGGGGUGGGAAUCUUUAGGGACCUCACGAUACGAUUCGAUUCAAUUACGAUUCAGAGGACUGCGAUGUGAUUAUAAAACGAUUAUUGAUGCAUCAAGAUGCAUUUUUUCAAUACAGGAAUUCUAUUACUGUC
This is a messenger RNA of Pygocentrus nattereri (red-bellied piranha), 3003 nucleotides long. Its product is annotated as arrestin domain-containing protein 4. The coding region runs from base 207 to 1433 and encodes 408 amino acids. Gene Ontology annotation, molecular function: ubiquitin-like ligase-substrate adaptor activity. The transcript is spliced from 9 exons. Lineage: Eukaryota; Metazoa; Chordata; Actinopteri; Characiformes; Serrasalmidae. The record is from RefSeq and is a predicted model, not a curated record. Gene Ontology annotation, biological process: protein transport. Gene Ontology annotation, cellular component: cytoplasm; plasma membrane.